This is a messenger RNA of Apodemus sylvaticus (European woodmouse), 4735 nucleotides long. It is a transcript of the gene Nkapl, whose product is annotated as NFKB activating protein like. Gene Ontology annotation, molecular function: chromatin binding. The coding region runs from base 1753 to 2949 and encodes 398 amino acids. The transcript has 3 exons. NCBI's taxonomy places the organism in Eukaryota, Metazoa, Chordata, Mammalia, Rodentia, Muridae. Gene Ontology annotation, biological process: regulation of gene expression. Gene Ontology annotation, cellular component: nucleus. The record is from RefSeq and is a predicted model, not a curated record.
CUGUCUCUGUCAGUUUCUGUAGUUAUUCAUUAGAACUCUAUGUUGAAAUACUUGUACAGAUGGAUGAGUCAGUACAAUGUCUGAGAUUUGCUAAAGCACACUUAGGGAAAAAGAAGGAAACAAAUAAAAUAACGCAAACAUGGUAUUUGUUGAAGCUGGGUGAGAGGCCGUGGGUAUCCAUGGUAAUCAUCUUUGUACAUUUACAAAAAAACAUUCCCAUAGCAAUUUUCUUUUUAGUUAAGCAAGAUCCUACCUUACUUCAUUAGUGAGUAAUUCAGUCCAAAAACUAAGUAGGGCUAAAGAGAGAUGGGAAAGGAGAUGGCAGCUCGGCCCAGAGUGAAGCCCUAUUCUGGUUUAAGCCGUUGUGAUAUUUAUUAAUCUUGUCUGUUUGAGUGGAUUUGGAAAAAACCUAUGAGAUUCAUAAAACAUACACCUUCUAUACUGUGGUCACAAAGGCUGUAACCCCACAAACAGAAUACUGUCUUGAUGGAUUCAUUAUAGGAUGAUAUAACCAGGGUGGGAGUAAAAACGAAGAGGCAGAGCCUGACUGGAGGAAGUGGGUCUUUGUGCUUUGCCCUUAGGGGCUAUGAUGUUCUCUGUCUCCUUUCUUUGCUUCCUAGUAAUGUAAAAUGUGCAGAGCCCCACCUCCUCUGAUGGCCACCUUUCCUUCCCUGCUACAAUGGACUGAAAUCCAAAAUGAAUCUUUCCUUCCAACCUGUUUAUAUCAAGGAUAUUGUCACAGUAUCACACAAUUAACUAAUAUACAAGAGGAAUUGGUUACUUUCUCAUAGCUGUGAUCUGACAAAAAGCAACUUAAGGAAGACACAUCUAGACUCUCAGUGUGAGGGUGCCAUCCAUAACGGCAGCAGAAGUAACGUGAAGCCACUUGGUCCUGUCUACAUCCUAGCGUAUCAGGAAGCAGGGAAAGAGGAAGCCUGGUGUUCAUCUGGCUCUCUUUUUCUUUAGUCUGUGAUUCCUGUGAUUCCUGGUGACAGUGCCACCACCCAUAUCAGUGUGCCUCUUCUCCCCUCAGCCAGUCCUCUCUGGAGACUCCAGCACAGACACAUCCAAAGGUGUCCUGGAUCUGCCAUGGGGAGUCAUGGAGAAGGCCUUUGCCUACAGAGCCAAGCCGCUGUCUAAUCUGCCAUAGAAGAACUCUCUGCACUUCCAGCCACAACCGCCACCAAGAUCCAGUCUGCUGCCAUCAAGCUAAGGACAAUCACCAUAGACCAGCUGGACUUUCCCCCUUUCCCCCACCCCCACCCCCAUCCGGGUCCCUGGGCUAGAUCAGCCCAUGGGCCCAGAUUCCCUUCUCAGCUCUUCCUUGACUUCCAGCAGCACCUGGGUGUCCAAGAGCUUGGGAACUGCACGGCCCCAGCCUCUUUGCAGGCCCAGGGACCCCUGAGCCAGCUCCGGCUGUCCUGCACCUCAGACUGCACUUUCCCACCCCAUCCCCAACCCCCUGGCAGUGUCCUGGGCUUCCUUACAGCCCAGCACCCACCUGAUGACAGCGUGGGGGAAUGUAAAUAGUGAAAAGUGAAGGGAGAGUCCAAGUCCCAGAGGCUUCCGCUUCCGUCAGCGGCUCAGAGCCCUGGUUCUGAGGACAGCACCAGGCCACGCGCAGGAAUUGACGGAUCUACAGCCCGCCGGGUCCUAGUGCGCCUGCGCCAUGUGCGGGGCGUGCGGGAGCUGCGUGCUCUCGGCGCUGUGCCUUCUGGAGUAACCGCCGCGUUGGGUGGUCGAAGGCGGAGCAUGUCGCCUGUACCCCGAUCUCGACCUAACGAGGACACGCUGGGUUCUCAGAAACGACGACGUGCCUCGGAGAGCCCGCCGUCGGCCUUGCAGACCGGCCGAUCCCCGCGGGGAGGCGGUUUCGGCGCUCUCCUCGGCGGGCCUGAGGGGCUCCAGCCUGCGCGGGGCGCCGAGGGCGUCCGGCCACUGCACCCCGUCAGCCGCCCCAGGGCUGGAGAACGACCGCUACCGCUGGGGAUCCGUACGCCGGCCUCGUCGUCCUCUCCCCUCUGUGGUGGGUACCGUUACCACCACAGCUAUGCGGGAGACCGCUCGUGGGCCGAGGACCAGGAGAAGGAAAAGGAGGAGAGCUACAGGCAAAGGAGGCUGAAGGAAAGAGAGAGGAUUGGCGAGCUGGGAGCGCCUGAGGUAUGGGGACUGUCACCCAAGAUUCCUGAGCCAGAUUCUGAUGAACAUACUCCAGCUGAAGAUGAGGUGAAGAAUCAGAAGAGCAGCAGUUCAGAUUUCACCAAUGAAGAAAAGAGGACAAAGACCAGUCAUUCAACAAAGAAAAAAAGAAAGAAAAAGCCUUCCAAACGGAAGCAUAAAAAAUAUUAUGACAGCAACUCGGACUCUGACAAUCAUUCUAGCUCUGAUAGUGAUAAAAAGAAAGCUAAAACCAAGAAGAAAGAGAAGAAAAAGAAACAUCGGGCAAAACAACUCAAGAAGAAAAAGAGGACUAAAAAAGAAUACGAUGGCACAAGCUGCAAAGCUUCAGAAAGGGAAUUGCCAGAAGACGCGUGGAUGGAGCAGUCGAUGAGUGCAGAUAGCAUGGAUUUAAUAGGCCCAGAAGCUCCCGUAAUACACACCUCUCAAGAUGAGAAACCUUUGAAUUAUGGCCACGCUCUGCUUCCAGGUGAAGGUGCAGCAAUGGCUGAAUAUGUGAAGGCUGGAAAGCGCAUCCCACGAAGAGGUGAAAUUGGGUUGACGAGUGAAGAGAUUGCCUCAUUUGAAUGCUCAGGUUACGUCAUGAGUGGUAGCAGGCAUCGCCGAAUGGAGGCUGUAAGACUUCGUAAAGAGAACCAGAUUUACAGUGCUGAUGAGAAGCGAGCCCUUGCCUCCUUUAACCAAGAAGAGAGGCGGAAGAGAGAGAAUAAGAUCCUGGCCAGCUUUCGAGAAAUGGUGUACAGAAAGACAAAAGGGAAAGAUGACAAGUGACAACCUGUUUGUUUCACUGCGGGGCGUUUAACAACAAAGGCUUUGUAUGGCCAAAGUAAUAGUAAAUGGUUCUACCAUUUACCAGUGCUGUUGUACCUACUGUGUUAGGAGAAAGCACUUCUUGAGAUGUCAUUAGAAAUUUUUACCAACUUUGCAGGAGAAUGACUAAAAAGGUGAAUGUCACUUCAGUCCCUGAUUUACCUCCCUUUAAAAAAAAAAAAGUGUCUCUGUAUCCUUCCAUGGUUUUUGUGCAUAUACAAGUCUGUAUUUUGCAAAAUAAAAGUUAGUACUACUAAACCUGAAGAGUGCCUAGUUCCCAUCUGCUAUGGUGAGUCAUGUGUCCCAGGACAAAAAGCAUGUAAGAGCAAUACCCAAGAAGUUGGAACCAUUUGCAACUAUUUGGAUUCAGUGGGCAGUGUUCUUCGGACUGUAGUUAACAGACUUGGUUACAGAGAUGGAAUUUCAUAACUGAGAAGUCGGGGAAACUGUUUCUAGCAGAAUGUUAAUACAACUUGGACUCCCUCCCCCCCCCCCUUUUCUGUGGCUCAUUUCUUUAAAGUGGUUUCCCUUUUAGAACAAAAGAGCUGCCAAAUCUCUUGAAAGAACAUUUCUUUUUGAAGGGUUUGGGCAUUUUUCACUGUGAACCAACGCUGUUUCUUCAUAAAAUGAAAGUAGCACCAAAUGCUGUACAUUGUAAAACUGAGAUCGUAUUGUUCCUCAUGUGACCCUGUGCCACACUUUCCUCUGUUCCUACUUAUUGCCAAUGGGAGAUCACUGGUUUCACCCAAAUGGGAUGCAUAUAUGCAAAUGCCAAUGGUAUACAUGUCUAAUGCUAACAAUAUUCUGGUAAUAUGUUAAUAUGUACUAUUCUUGAAAUUACUGAUAUAAUAGAACUUUUAUAACCACUUUCUGGAAAAGGUGAGUUCAUUUUGGACAUCAGAUCCUAGUUUAGUCUGAAAAUAUAUAUAAAAAUAUGUAUAUUGUGUUUAUCUGCUAUCACUAAGAAGUCCAGGUAUUUCCUCCCAGAAGCAGUACUUGAGAAUAGUUUCUUCACUGCCUAUAUUACUGAAAGUUUUAUCCACCACUAACUAAAACAAAUGUCAUUCAUUUCCAGAUUUUUAUGGGUGUUUCAUGUUUCUUCACUGAGUCCUGGUGAAGUAUUUAUUGUUACUUUAUCAGUGAAGAAUUUUUAAAACAAGAUUCUUUGAGAAGCACUAGAUUUUCUGAAGUUCUUCAUUAACCACAGUGACCUCCCCUGGAGAUUUCUGGCAGCCUUCCCAUUUUCUGAAGCACCAGGCCCAUUUUUUCCCAUGUCUCAACUUCAAGCAGACUAUAAUAAAUAUCUUCCAAGGACCUCUCAAUCUUCAAUACCAUCUUUGGUUACCAUUUAUUUCACUACAGUGAGAAAAGUGGUUCCUGGGUACAGUUUCUCAAGAGCGCCUGCCCUCAACUACCAGCACCCAGUGGGCACACAAUGGGCUGUAUACUCCAAGCUCCUCACCACAGAGUCUUAUUGUAGGUCUUCCAAGUUGCUGCCAGAAAGAAUAUUUCUGACUCAGUAUUCUUAACAAAUUUUCACUUUAAAAUAAGUGCUGUUGCCUGGUGAACAAAACAGCUGGCUCAGGAGCACUGCAGGUAUGGUCAGUGUGGAUGCUACAUAGACAGGUGUGGCUAUUGGAAAAUAUGUUGGGCGGAGAAGAUAACCAACUAAUGCCUGCUGCAGUUUUGAAUUUUAAAAUGUAUGUGUUCAUGACAUGUUUGUAAAUAAAAGCCUGACUUUAUUAGA